GCAGUAUAUAAAAUAAAUGUUGCAAAAAAAAUAGAAAAUGAAAAAAUUUGGUGUGUGUUUCAGAGUUUCAGCCUUAUCGAUUAGAGCUGUAGAUGUUGCUGUUAGCCCUCUGAUCCAUGAUUCAUCGGACAUCGAGCCCCAUCACUGCCCCUUCCUCUUUUCUCUUUUUUUUUUUUUUUUUUUUUUUUUUUUCUUCUUCUUAUUCUCUCUCUCUCUCUCUCUCUCUAUUUCAUUUCCUAUGAUAAUUAUUAGAAGUGGUAGUAGAGUGAAAAAAAUCCUUAACUAAGCAAGUCCCAACCAAUCCUCGAAGCUAAAGAUUCUUCUUCUUCUUCUUCUUCUUCACCCUAACAAACAUAAAAAGCUUUAAAACCUAGAUCCGACAUUGAAGGAACCCCUUUUUUUUUAGAUCCAAAAUAACGAUGAAGAGAGAUCAUCAACAUCAUCAUCAUCAAGAUAAGAUGAAGGAAGACGAAGACGACGGUUCCAACGGCAUGGACGAACUUUUGGCCGUUCUUGGUUACAAAGUUAGGUCAUCCGAAAUGGCCGAUGUUGCUCAGAAGCUCGAGCAGCUUGAGGUUAUGAUGUCCAAUGUUCAAGAAGACGACCUCUCUCAGCUCGCUACUGAGACCGUUCACUACAACCCUGCUGAGCUUUACACCUGGCUUGAUUCUAUGCUCUCCGACCUCAACCCUCCCUCUUCUACCUCCGACUACGAUCUCAAAGCUAUCCCCGGCGACGCCGUUCUCAAUCACUACGCUGUGGAUUCCUCUUCUUCCUCCAACCAUGGCGGCGAUUCGAAUGCUACCAACAAGCGGUUGAAAUGCUCCAACGCCGCUGUUGCUGCGACCACGACGCCUGACUCGGCUCGUCCCGUUGUCCUGCUCGACUCGCAGGAGAACGGUGUGCGUCUCGUCCACUCGCUUUUGGCUUGCGCUGAGGCUGUGCACAAGGAGAAUCUGACUAUUGCGGAAGCUCUGGUGAAGCAAAUCGGAUUCUUAGCCGUGUCUCAGAUCGGAGCCAUGAGAAAGGUCGCUACUUACUUCGCCGAGGCUCUCGCGCGGCGGAUCUACCGUCUCUCUCCGUCGCAGAGUCCUAUUGACCACUCUCUCUCCGAUACUCUUCAGAUGCACUUCUACGAGACCUGUCCUUACCUCAAGUUCGCUCAUUUCACGGCGAACCAAGCCAUUCUCGAAGCUUUCCAAGGGAAGAAACGAGUUCAUGUCAUCGAUUUCUCCAUGAGCCAAGGUCUUCAGUGGCCGGCGCUUAUGCAGGCUCUUGCGCUUCGUCCUGGUGGUCCUCCUGUUUUCCGGUUAACCGGAAUAGGUCCACCGGCGCCGGAUAACUUCGAUUACCUUCACGAGGUUGGGUGUAAGCUGGCUCAUUUAGCUGAGGCGAUUCACGUGGAGUUUGAGUACAGAGGAUUUGUGGCUAACACUUUAGCCGAUCUUGAUGCGUCGAUGCUUGAGCUUAGACCAAGUGAUGUUGAAUCUGUUGCGGUUAACUCUGUUUUCGAGCUUCACAAGCUCUUGGGACGGCCUGGUGCUAUUGAAAAGGUUCUUGGAGUGGUGAAUCAGAUUAAGCCGGAGAUUUUUACUGUGGUGGAACAGGAAUCGAACCAUAACAGUCCGGUUUUCUUAGACCGGUUUACCGAGUCGUUGCACUAUUACUCGACGUUGUUUGACUCGUUGGAAGGUGUGCCGAGUGGUCAAGACAAGGUCAUGUCGGAGGUUUACUUGGGUAAACAGAUUUGCAAUGUUGUGGCUUGUGAUGGACCUGACCGAGUUGAACGUCACGAAACAUUGAGGCAAUGGAGGAACCGGUUCGGUUCAGCAGGGUUUUCGGCGGCACAUCUUGGUUCGAAUGCGUUCAAGCAAGCGAGUAUGCUAUUGGCUCUGUUCAACGGCGGAGAAGGUUAUCGGGUUGAGGAGAGUGACGGCUGUCUCAUGUUGGGUUGGCACACUCGACCGCUCAUAGCCACGUCGGCUUGGAAACUCUCUACCAAUUAGAUGGUGGUUCAACGAAUUGGCUGAGUCGAGUCGAUUGAUCAGUUGACCGGUUAUGAUUGAUUUAUGUUCCGACCGAACCAAAACUAAAUCCUACUACUGUUUUUUUUUACCAAAUGUCACCUGUUAAGAUCUUAUCUUCAUUAUAAUUAGGUUAAUUCAAAAAAAAUAGUCUCGCUCUCGAGAGUUAUUUUUUGUUUUUUGUUUUUUUUGCAUGUGACAUUGGAGGGUAAAUUGGAUAGGCAAGAAUAGAAUUAUGUAAUUGGUUGAAAUAAAAUGUUAUCUAUUUUAAUGUCACCAGCUAGCUAUGUCUAUAGCUACAUAUGUA
This is a messenger RNA of Capsella rubella, 2331 nucleotides long. RefSeq names its product DELLA protein GAI. Gene Ontology annotation, biological process: salicylic acid mediated signaling pathway; regulation of DNA-templated transcription; regulation of seed dormancy process. The coding region runs from base 420 to 2006 and encodes 528 amino acids. Gene Ontology annotation, cellular component: nucleus. Gene Ontology annotation, molecular function: sequence-specific DNA binding; DNA-binding transcription factor activity. NCBI's taxonomy places the organism in Eukaryota, Viridiplantae, Streptophyta, Magnoliopsida, Brassicales, Brassicaceae. The transcript has a single exon. The record is from RefSeq and is a predicted model, not a curated record.